GCGCCCUGCUCCGCCGCCGCCAUGGAAUCCAACAGGGACGAGGCGGAGCGCUGCAUUGCCAUCGCGGUGGCCGCCAUCAAGGCCAACCAGACGGAAAAGGCGCGCCGCUUCCUGGAGAAGGCCCAGCGCCUCUACCCGUCCCAGCGGGUCCGCGUGCUGCUUGAGUCUCUCAUCAAGAGUGAAAAGUCCUUCAAUGGCCAUUCCCAGUCCCCACCCAAGGAUUCCACAGACCCCAACUUUAGGAAAAUGAGUGGCGAAUUUCCUUCUCCCAAUGGAGAGGCAGUGGGGGAUACUAGUAAAGGUUACUCUCAGGAUCAGGUAGACGCGGUUAAGAGGGUAAAACAAUGUAAAGACUAUUAUGAAAUUUUGGGAGUAACCAGAGAUGCUGCCGACGAGGACCUGAAAAAAUCUUACCGAAAAUUAGCAUUGAAAUUUCACCCUGAUAAGAAUCACGCACCAGGUGCUACAGAGGCCUUUAAAGCCAUCGGUAAUGCCUACGCAGUAUUGAGCAACCCAGAGAAAAGGAAGCAGUAUGACCAGUUUGGAGAUGCAAAAGUCAGCCCCACGCGACACGGACACGGCCCUGCAGACUUCAACCGAGGGUUCGAGGCCGACAUUUCCCCUGAGGAUCUCUUCAAUAUGUUCUUUGGGGGUGGUUUUCCCUCUAGUAAUGUUCAUGUAUAUAGCAAUGGCAGGAUGCGAUAUACUUAUCACCAGAGGCAAGACAGACGAGAACAUCAAGGUGAUGGUGGCCUCGGCCUGUUUGUCCAGCUGAUGCCUAUUCUCAUCCUCAUCAUCGUCUCCGCUCUCAGCCAGAUGAUGGUCUCCAGUCCACCAUACAGCUUGAGCCACAGACCGUCUGUCGGUCAUAUACACAAGAGAGCAACAGAGCACUUGAAAGUGGCCUACUAUGUAGCUGACAGCUUUGCAGAAGAAUAUACUGGCACAAAUCUGAAAAAUGUGGAGAGGAGUGUAGAAGAUGACUACAUUGCAAAUCUCAGAAAUAACUGCUGGAAGGAGAAACAACAGAAGGAAGGCUUACUGUACCGGGCACGUUACUUUGGAGAUUCAGAUCUGUAUCAAAGAGCGCAGAAGAUGGGCACACCGAGCUGCAGCCGACUGUCAGAGGUGCAGGCAUCCUUACAUGGAUAGCUGUUGUGGAAGAGCUCCAUAGAGAUGAAAACUCUUCAAAUGCCUGCAGACUUUGGAGGAAGUGAACUGAGCCAAGGAAACAGUCUAAGGAAUCAGAUUUUAAAUUAAAAGUGGAAUUGGAGAAUUAGCAACGCACAACUGCCCUCUCCUCCCUCCCUUUCUCCAUCUCUUUGUGUAUGUCUCUGGCCAGUAUUACAGCUGGACGUUUCUUAGAGCAGAAGGAAGCCUCCUCAUCUUUCCCCCUUCCUCCUCCACUAUCAACUGUUGCACCUCUAUCAGGAUCCUGGAAUCCUAGGAGCCAAGUGUCUUUGUUUUCUUUUUUAAAGCUGAGGGCAGAGGGGAGGGGGCAGAAGGCAGAAGGGGGCACUCUUCUGCAGUUGCACUCGUCACUUCAAAGAGAGGGCAAAUCAGAAGAUCUGUAGGAGGAAGGAAAAAUCAAUUUUAAAAGCAGGAGAAAUAAUUUAGAAUUAACUUAUAGCUGUAAAUAUGUUGUAUUUCUAAACUAUGCAGGGAUAGAAUUAAAUUAUUUCAUUUUUGCUGAACUUCAUAACCCAGGAUGUGUGCAUUUUAACCUGUUUUUCCCCAGCGGUCUGACUCUACAAAACCUUUCCUAUUUAAGGCAGCCUUAUUUGAUGACAUGAAACUUUUAUAUUUAAGUGGCUUUUUCCAAAGGAGAACAUGUUUAGAAUUCAACCUGCAUUUUUUGGUUCUUAUUUUAUUUCUUUUAUAUAAAAGAAUCACUGAAACCUC
This is a messenger RNA of Eublepharis macularius, 1902 nucleotides long. RefSeq names its product DnaJ heat shock protein family (Hsp40) member B12 (gene DNAJB12). Gene Ontology annotation, biological process: cellular response to misfolded protein. The transcript is spliced from 9 exons. NCBI's taxonomy places the organism in Eukaryota, Metazoa, Chordata, Lepidosauria, Squamata, Eublepharidae. Gene Ontology annotation, molecular function: Hsp70 protein binding. Gene Ontology annotation, cellular component: endoplasmic reticulum membrane. Bases 22 to 1152 code for a protein of 376 amino acids. The record is from RefSeq and is a predicted model, not a curated record.